AUGAGUUAUAACCCGGAAAGGAUCUCCUCCUACCGCCGCCGCUUCGAGGGUGGGGAGGCCUCAUCCUCCUCUCUCCAGAUCCGCGUCUCCAGCCCCUCUUCAACUCACUGGAGCAGCCGGGGCCACUCAAGCAGCUACAAUCGUAAUGCUGUCGCACUGCCUGGCUCCCGCAGGGUGCAGGCGACUGGAAGCGGUGCCAUCAUGAGCAUGAGCCUGUGCGUGAGCGGUGCCACUGGGGAUCUGGAUGCGGCGUCCGCAGAGAAUCAGGCCUUCCUGAACACUCGGACCUCCGAGAAGCAGGAGAUGAUCACCCUUAACGACCGUCUGACCAAGUACAUCGAGAAGGUGCGCUCCCUGGAGUCUCAGAACAGGAGUCUGGAGGCGGAGAUCGAAGCGCUGCAGAACCGCUUCACCAAUCCCUGCAUGCUCUACGAAGAACGGCUGAGGGAGAUGAGGAGGGUGGCUGACCAGAUGAUGGCUCAGAGGGACCUGGCGGUUGCUGCUAAGGAUGCCAUGGGUGUCCAGGUGGAGAUGCUGAAGGCAAAGUACGAGGAGGCUCUGGAGGCCCACAAGAAGGCCGAGAGGGAAAUUGAAGCUGUCCGCCCCGAUGUGGAUGCUGCUACUGCUGGCCGCAUCACCCUGGAGAAACAGCUGGAUAACCUGGAGCACCAACAGGAGUUCCUGCAGAGGGUCCACAAGCAGGAAAUUGAGGAGCUGAUGGCCCAGAUCUACAGCUGGGUGGCUAAGGGGGAUAUGGCGUUUGCUCAGCCGAACUUCGGCUCUGCAGUCAAGUCCAUCCAGGCACAAUACGACAAAAUGGCGGCCAAGAAGUUACAGGAAAUGGAUGCAUGGUACAAGACUCAAUUCCAGGACAUGUCGCAGACAUCAACGGGACACAUGGAAUCUGUCUGGAGCUUCAGAGAGGAGAUCAGGGGGCUGAAGACAGAGAUUCGUAGUCAGGAGUGGGAGGUGGAGAGGCUGAUGACCAGGAGCGAGGUUCUAGAGGCAAAGCUGCGUGAUGUUACCGAACGCUACAGGAACGAGGAAGAGACUCUCCAGGUCAGAAUUGAUACUUUCAAUCAGGAGCUGAGUGCCAUCAAGAGCAAGAUCAUAGUGACGCUGAAGGAAUACGAAGACCUCCUGAAUGUUAAGAAGUCCUUGGAGAUGGAGAUCACAACCUACAGGAAACUGAUCGAGGGUGAGGACAGCCGCAUGAACAGCACGGUGAGCUGCUUGCCCCUCAUGGGCAGCGCUGGCAUGAUGGCAGGUGGCACCUUAGCCAUAAUGGCCGCUGAGGCCGCCGUGGAAAGCGUGCCUGUGAGUGCAAGUAGCGUGUCAGCAACCGAAACGAUUGCAAACGUGACCUCUGAGCUUGAAUCGGCAGCCGUGACCAACGGUGUGUCCAAUGGCGUUAGCGAGGUGGAAAACGGUGUGAACGGUGUGUCCAAUGGCGUGAGCGAGGUGGAAAACGGUGUGAACGGCGAGUCUGAGACCUCCUCCACUGUGGAGAUGGAGUCCAAGAUCGUGGUGAAGACCAUCACCGCUUCCUUCUCUGAGGGGCAGGCCGUGGAGAUUAUCUAGAGGAAGACCCUGCUCAUGUGUUAAGACCGAUGAGAACGCGAUCCAGAGGGACACAGAACGAACCUUCAUAAUCUCUGGAGCCGUCACCGAUGACACCGAUGGACACCCCCCCCUAAGUGUCAACUCUGACUUCCUUGACCUUGAUGACACUUAGUUGCCCCCCCGCAAGACCUACCCCCAUUUCUUUUCCUCCCGUGGGUCCUCUCUUCUCCUGUGGCACA
Messenger RNA from Engraulis encrasicolus (European anchovy), 1802 nucleotides. Its product is annotated as desmin-like. Gene Ontology annotation, molecular function: structural constituent of cytoskeleton. The transcript is spliced from 11 exons. Bases 1 to 1581 code for a protein of 526 amino acids. Gene Ontology annotation, cellular component: intermediate filament; cytoplasm. NCBI's taxonomy places the organism in Eukaryota, Metazoa, Chordata, Actinopteri, Clupeiformes, Engraulidae. Gene Ontology annotation, biological process: intermediate filament organization. The record is from RefSeq and is a predicted model, not a curated record.